AUGUCUAGGAUGGCCACCAAAACCCCUCAUAUUCCCCACAUCCACCUCCUCUGCAUGGAAGAACAAUUCAGCGAUGCCUUCAACGUUGCUCGCAAGCGCCGCAAACUGCCCGACUCCGUCUCAAUCGAGAUUCAUAAUUGCGCUCUCUCCCAACUUUCAAGCAAAGUCAAAUUCGACACCGUCGUUUCACCCGCCAAUUCCUACGGUCGCCUUGACGGUGCGUUUGACGAUGCUAUUUCUCGACAGUUCUCACCCCGCGACGAUUACCAUGCUCUCACCGGCGUUGCCCAAGCUCAGCUGUACAAGACCUGGCGUGGAUUUGCACCGCCGGGGACAUGUACUUCGGUAGAGAUUCCAAAGGAGUUUGAAGCGCGAUCGCGGAAUAUCUAUGGGACACGACGUGUUGCGCUUUGUCCAACGAUGCGGAUGCCUGCUGACGUGAGAUGGGAUAAAGAAGUCAUUUAUGAGUGUAUUUGGAGUUUGCUUUGUGCGAUCGAUAAUCAUAAUCGCGAUGCUUCUGAAUAUGAUCAGAUUCAGAGUGUUCUUAUGACACCAUUGGCGACAGGUGUUGGAAGGGUGAGUCCGGAGAAGUGGGCUUUACAGACUGUUCUGGCUUUGAAGCAUUUUGUUGAGGCUUCUGAGAAUCCGGAGAAAUGGAGCUCUUUGCAGUGGGCUGAUCUCGGCAGAACUUGUGCGGAGACACAGCUAACUUGGGCAAAGUAG
This is a messenger RNA of Fusarium subglutinans, 723 nucleotides long. RefSeq names its product appr-1-p processing enzyme family. Lineage: Eukaryota; Fungi; Ascomycota; Sordariomycetes; Hypocreales; Nectriaceae. The record is from RefSeq and is a predicted model, not a curated record. Bases 1 to 723 code for a protein of 240 amino acids. The transcript has a single exon.